GUUACUCCCUGUUGAUUAAAGUACGAAUGAUACGCAUUUGUUGGUCAAUUAUUAAAUAAUCGAUGGCCGUACAUCGUGUUUAGUUCACGCACGUUCUCUUAUUUAGCUUCACUAAAGGCAGCCUUCUAUACCAGUGUGUAUAAAGGUUGCUACUGAAACAGGCAAAAUUACAAGUACUGUCGCGAUUUUUUAAAUUACAGCCUCUAGAAAAAUUCUACGAUGAAGCUGAUUUACGUUUUUCUCGUCGCUUUCCUUUACAUCGAUGGAUCAUUAGGAGAUAAACUUAAAUGUACAGUACCUAUGCCUCAAGGUAUAUCAGACACAUGGCUGGAGAUGGCUAAUUCAUGUGUUGAUCUUUUAAAAUCUCAGGUGGAAACUGAGAUUAAAGCUGCUAUGACUUAUCUGGCAAUGGGUGCUCAUUUUGCUCGUGAUUCAGUUAAUCGUCCUGGAUUUAGUAAAUUCUUCUUUGAAUCUGCCAAUGAAGAAAGAGAACAUGCAAUAAAAAUUAUUGAAUAUCUAUUAAUGCGCGGUCAAUUAACAGAUGAUGUUAGCAAACUUUUAAGUAGUCGUUUGUUACCAUUGCGUGAAACUUGGAGUAAUGGCGUUGGAGCUCUUACAGAGGCUCUUGAAUUAGAAACUAAUGUUACAAAACAAAUUCAGAAUAUUAUCAGAAAUUGUGAGAAGCCAGAUAACAGCAAUUUCAACGACUAUCAUCUGGUGGACUACCUGACUGGAGAGUUUUUAACUGAGCAAUACAAAGGGCAGCGUGAUCUUGCAGGAAAAAUUUCAACUUUGGGCAAAAUGAUGACAGCACAUGGAGCGCUAGGAGAAUUUCUAUUCGAUAAGAAACUUUUGAAUAAUGAAGUUUAAUUUGUACUUGAAGCAACAAAAAUUUUACUUUUAUUAAGCAUAUAUGAAAUUAUGGCCAUAUUUAGAAUGAAUCGUGUAUAUUAGGUGCGAACGGUAAAGUACGGUUGUUAAUUAAAGCUUUAAGAAGCAAUACCUAUUUCUGUAUCUAGGAUGCUUUUUGUGUUUUGUUUAGAGGCAAUUUAAUUUUUUGACUGCAAACUUUAUUUGUAAGGUAAUACUACUUACAGUAUUGCUUACUUUUCAUAAAAACUAUAAAUAUUAAGUCGCCUAUUAUUUCGUGCUCAAUUACAAUUGUUAUACUAAUAAUGCAUAAAACACGUAAUUGUUAAAAGACGUAUAUUUUUGAAAGAGACAGUUUCAAAUUAACACUGCACUGUCUUGAAGGAGAUUUGAGUACUAUAUCGUUUCCACCUACAGAAAUUUGGUUUAAUUUUAAGUUAGUAUCAAAAAUAUAAAUUGCGUUCUAUAUAAAAUAUUUUUCUAAAUGUGGUCUAUAACAUAGACAUAAGAAACUCUGUUUACAAAUGUUUGUUAAACUAUAAUGAAUAUAUUACUCUUACCAAAUAAAUGAAUAUUUUAAGAUUCA
This is a messenger RNA of Frieseomelitta varia, 1456 nucleotides long. RefSeq names its product ferritin subunit (gene Fer1HCH). Gene Ontology annotation, molecular function: ferrous iron binding; ferric iron binding. Gene Ontology annotation, cellular component: cytoplasm. The transcript is spliced from 5 exons. Gene Ontology annotation, biological process: iron ion transport; intracellular iron ion homeostasis. Bases 220 to 870 code for a protein of 216 amino acids. The record is from RefSeq and is a predicted model, not a curated record. Lineage: Eukaryota; Metazoa; Arthropoda; Insecta; Hymenoptera; Apidae.